Ictalurus furcatus (blue catfish) is the source of this 8148-nucleotide messenger RNA. It is a transcript of the gene cdk6, whose product is annotated as cyclin-dependent kinase 6. Lineage: Eukaryota; Metazoa; Chordata; Actinopteri; Siluriformes; Ictaluridae. The transcript is spliced from 8 exons. Gene Ontology annotation, cellular component: cyclin-dependent protein kinase holoenzyme complex; cytoplasm; nucleus. Gene Ontology annotation, biological process: cell dedifferentiation; regulation of G2/M transition of mitotic cell cycle; protein phosphorylation. Bases 937 to 1908 code for a protein of 323 amino acids. The record is from RefSeq and is a predicted model, not a curated record. Gene Ontology annotation, molecular function: cyclin binding; ATP binding; cyclin-dependent protein serine/threonine kinase activity.
GAACAUCGCAGAGCUCUGACGGAGUCUUGCAGCGUGACACGGUUUAUACCGAAUGGGGUUUUUUUUUAUAUAUAUAAUAGUCCUUACAGAUCAGUUCUCUCGUUCUCUACCGCCCAGCUUACUGCGUUGAUCAAGUUUUUGACAGUCAAUGAGAGAGAGAGCGAGAGAGAGAGAGAGAGAGCGAGAGAGAGAGAGAGAGAGAGAGAGAGCUGUGAAUGGUGAAGUAGCAGGGGAGGGCAGGCAGAGAAAAGGCGAGAGAGAAAGCGGCUGGCCUUUGUAGUCGGCCGAGGAAUGCGGAAACGUCCCUGCUCUGUGUCAAACUCCUCCGGAGGGGGUCGAGGCAACAUUCAGCACAGCGUGGGAAAGCGACGGGCAGAGCGAGCUCACCGAGCAGCUCAGCGCACCACACUCUCUCCGCUUAGAUGGGAAAAACGCGUAGUGGGGGAAAACGGACGGACGGUAGCCUAGCCGAACUGAGGAUAUAAGCAGUUCUGCUUGCACGCUCACUGAGGACUUGGGGGAAGAAACGAAAAAGCAAGUCGCUGAGUUGAGCUCGGUGUGCCGGAGUGGCGCAGGCGCUGGCGCAGGGAGGAUGGGGGGUUAAAGCGCUGCAGCCGCCGACUACCUGUGUGGCCUCGCUGGGACAGUCCGGGAUGUAGAAGGGGGGAGAGAAUAAAAAAAAACCCCCCACUCCUGCUGCUUCUUUCUCGCAGUUUUUUUCCCCCCCUUUUAAUAAACGCUAACGCUUGUAGCGUGAUUUACAUUUCAGUGAGAAACUAAAAGGGGCAAGGCACGUGCAGAAGCGGCGCUGACUCUCCCGGUCAUGGCUUCGUGAAAGAGCCUCUCCGGGCACGUUUUCGGCAUUCCCCGGGGUAGGGCUGCAUCCGAGCACAGAGACGCGCGUGCCAGAAAGGCAAGUAGAUAGCGAAAAAAAGGAUGGACAAAGAAGCUCUAAACCAGCGGUAUGAGCCCGUGGCUGAGAUCGGCGAGGGCGCGUACGGGAAGGUGUACAAGGCGCGCGACCUUAAGAACGGACGCUUCGUGGCGCUGAAACGGGUGCGCGUGCAGACCGAGGAGGAGGGCAUGCCCCUAUCCACUAUCCGCGAGGUGGCAGUACUGAGGCAGCUCGAGUCUUUCGAGCACCCUAACGUUGUCAGGUUGUUUGAUGUCUGUACAGUUUCUAGAACUGAUCGGGAGACCAAACUGACUCUGGUCUUUGAGCAUGUGGACCAAGACUUGACCACAUACCUAGAAAAAGCGCCUGAUCCAGGAGUGCCACCCGAAACCAUAAAGGAUAUGAUGUACCAGUUGCUGCAGGGGUUGGACUUCCUUCAUUCACACCGUGUGGUUCACCGAGACCUGAAGCCUCAGAAUAUUCUGGUCACCAGUGGAGGACAGAUCAAACUGGCAGACUUUGGCCUGGCACGCAUAUACAGUUUUCAGAUGGCGCUUACAUCAGUGGUGGUCACUCUUUGGUAUCGAGCUCCAGAAGUGCUCCUGCAGUCGAGCUACGCGACCCCAGUGGAUCUGUGGAGUGUGGGCUGCAUCUUUGCUGAGAUGUUCAGAAGAAGACCGCUUUUCCGUGGGAAUUCUGAUGUUGACCAGUUGGGCAAGAUUUUUGACGUGGUUGGAGUCCCUCCACCUGAAGACUGGCCCCAGGAAGUGGGUUUGCCUCAGAGUGCCUUUCCCCCUCGCCCCCCUCAGCCUCUAGAAGACCUGGUGCCUGAUAUGGAUGAGCUUGGAAAAUCACUUCUACUUAAAUUUCUGUCGUUCAACCCAGGCCGAAGGAUAUCGGCUUAUGAUGCCCUGUCUCACCCAUACUUUCAGAGCCUGGACAGCACCAGCAAGAGUCUCUAUGCCCAACCCUUCCCGAGCAAAAAGCCCUCCCUGGAGGAGAGAGCUGCUUGAAAAACUUUCCUUAUUUUUAUAGACUCACUGGCACAAGCCCCUUUUUGAACUUGUCUUCCAUCGCCGCAUUACAUGCUGCUUUUAGGCCUCGUUGAAGUAUUACCGCAAUUUUUGGUUGAUGCAUUUUCACUGCAGCAGGUAAUAUCAGUGUCACUGCCUGCGAAAAAAAAAAAAAAAAACAUCAAAAGCUGCUUUCCUGCCUGCCUGUCUUCCUUAGCAGGAAGUCCCUCUGCUCAGAGGAAACUCCACUGCCAGAUACCUGAUACAGAGGCUGCUACACCAUGUUGCCAGGGAUCACUCUGUCUUGACGAAUGCCAUAAAAAUAUAACUGCCAGGACUUAGCUAAUUCUUAGCUGAAUAAUUCACACUGCUCUAGAUCAGCAAGUUCACUGCCUGUGACUGACUCAAUAUCAUAUUUGAAUCCUGAAAAACCAUAUAGGUUUCACUGCUAAUGUGGGUCUGUUGAACAGAACCACACUCUAUAAGAUGGAGUUGCACACACACACACACACACACACACACACACACACACACACACACACACACUCUUUUGCUCAUGCUCUAAAAGUGCCCAGAGUCAAGCAUUUCGGUAAAUUAUCUGUCGGUAUAUCCCCCAAGGCUGGUCUUUGUGGACCUUGACAGCACAUUUAAUUCAGUGCCUUACGGAGAAUGAGAAAUCACACAACUACGGUUUAAGCCCUCACCACUGUCGAGGCCUUGAUGACCCUUUAUUAAUCCAGCAGACACCCAACACUUCAGGCUGGUUUUCUGGACACAGACUAAAGUCUGGUUUAUGCUUCAUCAUGAAUAUUUUAUAGAAUUUCUGAAAACGAGGUAGUAAACACAAAGUAGUGAUGACAUAGAUGAAGACAUUGAAGUUCUUAGUGUGGGCUCAUCUGUGGAACAUGAUAUUGAACCGCACCAUCUCAGCAGUGUUGGGCAAGAUAUUUUUUCAAAAUAGAGUUAUCUGCAACACAAGCUAUUUUACAUAAAAAUUCUAAACACUGAUCGCAUAGAAACAGUUUUUUUUUCUCCAAGACCAUUUUAUGUAAAUGUGGUUUACAGAAAGUAGUGUUGCAUCAGGUAGCAUCCUGCUUCACUGCUCCAUGGCUUGAUAAUGAGCUUCACAUAUUUAUGUGGGUUUCCUCCAGGUACAAAGGCUUCAUCAGACCUCCUAAAAACAUGCCAGUCACCAGAUUGGGUACUUUAAAUUGGUGUAAAUGCAAAUGUUUUUGGUGCAUUUCCACUUUGCUCCCAGUGGAACCUUUACAGCCCUGACCAGGAUAAAGCAGUUGCUGAAAAUGAAUGAAUGAAUCAUGUCCAUAACUCAACUUAUUUAAAAUAUAUUUUCUAAAAGCAACAUCAAGAAAAUGAAACAUUUUUGGCUGUUAUUAAUAGUGUUUGGCUAAAAGAGUUGAACUCUUGACAAGCUCACUGACAUGUUCCCAACUUGCUGCUGGGAAAUGUAGUUAACUAAUACAGCACAACAUUGCAUCUCAGACCACUUUCAGACCGGAUCGUCUUCAAAAACUGUCACUGGGUUGAAGCUGCCACCGGUUCCCACGGCUUUCCUACUGCUAGCCAAUAGAAGCACAACUGGGUGGCCCAGUUGGACAUUCAGUUUUGAAGCGAAACUUUUCCAAAUUGUGUUGCACCCCUCCCUCCUAUCUGAAUUGCUUUUCUGAUCUCUGGAAAGAAGCAUAAACCAGUCUUGACCAGUGUAAAUUAGUGUCUGGAAACCUGGCUCUUACACUUCUAAUAAUAUAGCAACACAUUAUAGUCUAUAUCUACACAACUUGUUCUUUCUACACUGUUCAAUUAUUUUUAAUAUCAGUGUUGAUUGUUGAUGACUUAUUGGGGUAAAGUCUUAAUUUUAGUUGACUUGAAGGUGUAGGGACUUGUAUGUAUGACUCGUAUAUUCUACAGUAUGUAUGCACCCUGUUGUUGUGUAAAUGGAGUAGUAACGCCUUAUGUAGUUUGAGGGCUGACCCUCACUGGGUAGGAUUUUACAGUUGAAACGAUUUGUUAUAAGAGCACGAAGAAGCGUAACUGGCAGGUGAUUUGAAAAAAAAAAAUAAUUGUAGUGCAGUAAUGCUCGAGCAAGUAGAAAAUGUCUAGCUUUAGAGACAAUGAAUGAGGCGUGAAAGGGUCGUUUUGAGAGAUUAAGAGUGUUUGCAGAGGUUGACGAAGGGUUAUGUAAUAACUGUGUUUUUUUUUGCAGAAAUUCAGGACUUGUACAUUCAGUUUGAACUUCCAUUUCAUCCUUCCAUUUUCCAAUUCACUCAAGUCUGGAUUGAUGAUAGCCAGGUAGCUCAGAGACGUAUCCAGCUUUUUGUCUGGCUCUUCAGAUGAGUCAGAAAGGGGAAGGAAAAGAAGAAGGAAGAAUGCUGCUUUAGAAAUGUAGGAUGUGGCCCAGGAGCUUGGUCCAAGAUGAGGCUAAACAGAAGAGAACAACACCCGUAUACUGUGUCGUAGGCCUUUAUCCACAGGUUCAUCCAUAUAAGCACUGGUGCUUCCUUCAUACACUCAGGAUCUCAGUAGACUCAUUGGUUCGUACUUAUUAGAUAGCUCUGAUUUUACAGGUGAUCUGUGAUGGACUUUUUUCCUUUCAUAGUAAAGAACAAUAUCUGAUCAAUAUAACUCACUCUACCACACACACUCAGGUCUAUUUAUGGUUGUUUAUGCAUAGAUUCAACAGGUUUCAUAUCUGUUUCAGUUUAAUCUUGUUUUAACAUUAGUGCAUAGUAAAUUAAGUCUGCAAACUAGUCACUGUAUUAAUUCCAAAAUAGCAUAGUACAAUAAAUGUUGCUUUCAGACUAUUUAUGGCUAUAUUUACACACGUUCAUCGGGUUACUGGUAUCAGCAGACGUUAUAACAAUUAACACUGUUACAGUCUGGACUUUUACAUUUAUGAAGGUUUUGAAUGAUUAAUGUCUUUUAGUCUAGAAAACUGGACUUGCGUUUUAAGCGUGAAGACAUUUCACCACUCAUCUGUAGUACAAUAUAAUAAACACGGUCCAGCAUAAUGAGGAAUUUCCAGAAUUGUAUGUUAAGUGAGUAAAUUAACCACUUAGAUGAACAGGAGAACAAAUUCCUCAGGGCAGGACCAAGCUAUCUGCCUAUACCUGAAAGACAGGCAACAUUCACAUCAAUUCACACUUCCAGAUGCAAGUGUUAGCCCAGUCUCAUGACAUCCAGGUGUAAGGUAGUUGGAAAUUUCCAGCUAUUUAGCAGAGCUGAUGAAGUCUUCAUGAUUGAAACUCAAGUCCAUAGAGGACUACAAGACAUUCUGGACACGUAUAUGUGUGGCGAUCUGGGGAGAAAAAAAAAACCUGUGAGAUAUCUCAGUGGCUGAACUCUGAAAAACAGCCAAAAAAUAGGGAAAACAAAACAAAAAAACAUAAACAAAAACAACACAAAAAAAAAACAAGGUUUUGACCAAAAUUGGGGUUUUCUGUCUCUAACAUACAUUAAGACUAGAAAUUUAACAAAUCAUAAAUAUAUUUCACAAAAACAAUGUUUUUAUGUUUUUAUUUUCUUUUGGGUAAGGAGCAAGUUUAAGAAAAGAGGUCUGCCUAAAGAUAAACGUCUGCCAAAACAUUGCUAACUAAGUGUGAUUUUCUUAGACGGUGAAUGUUAUGUUGAAUAGUUACAUACUGUAGUGAAAUGCAUAUAAGCAUACAAUCCAAUCAGUUUUUAAUCAGAUACUGACUGUCAAAAUGUCCAUGAUGCUCCUGCACUCCAACAGAGUCGUAAUGACAAGGGGUUUCCCAAGCUGCCACACAUACAGAUUUAUAAUAAAACAUGGAGACAGUUUUGUCUUUUUUUUUUUUUUUUUUUGUUUUUUUUGGGUUGCUGUUGCUUCUGACACUUUACCGCUAACAUUCCUUCCAGUUUUUUUCCAUGUGUUGUUAAAAACUCUUCUUCUCUUUUGGGCAGUUCCUCAAUAUGACUGUUUGUUCAGACAUAGCAUGUUCUUUCUCUCUCCCAAAAUGAGGAGCAAAUGAGGAUUGUUGUUAUUUUAGUGGGCAUUAGAUGUCAAAAAGUACAAAUAUUUACACUAGAAAGUGCUAAUUGUACUCGUUUGAUUACAGCAUUCAUUCCGCACUAAGCCUUUUCUGUCUCACAUAAAGUCACAAUGGCUUGGAAUUAAAGCUGAGCUCAAGGCUAAAGCUUUGGAAUGUUAAACUAAGAUAGUAACAAACUAAGAUGUGACAUUUGUCACAAAUAGCACCUUGAAAAUCACCCGAGUCACCAUAUUUGUGAAACAUUAAAAUGGAGUUUCCUCUAUAUUUCUCAUUUGCUCUAUAUUUUCUCAAGAUCAAUACACGAGGGUGACAUAAACAAUGAAUUGAACUAUUUUUCUUUAGUGUUUUCUUUUGCUUUAGUUGGGAAUUGAAAUAUAAUCAGUUGAGUUUUAUUUAAUCAGUUAUCAAUUUUACAUUUUUUAUUGUAUUUGCUGGAUAGUGGUACUUUGCUUUUGUUUUCAUUUCUUAUCUUCCUUAUAUUUUGUCUCCACUUUAUUUUUUAUGAUUUUUUUUUUUUUUUUUAGUUUAUUUAUUGCAUUUUAAUAGAAAUACAUUGAAAAGAUUGUUUUGUGAGAAUGAAACCUGCCUAUUUAGCUGGUAAUGUAUUGAUGGUGCUAUGAUAUAAGAAUUUCCUAAACUUGAAAUGGAAUCACUAUCAAUAUGGGGCAAAUUUGUGUUUAGAGAACCGCAACAGGGAACAUUCAAGAUUUCAAUAUUGCUUUUCCAUUUUUGUUUUUAUUUUCAACAUACAUUUCCCAUAUAAAACAAAUUCAAUUAGGGCCCUCAUGACAUAUAUAUGCCAUAUAUUAGACUUGAAUUACUUUAUAAUGAAUGGUAAUCCUGCUGAUUCCACAUAAUUUGCCUUAAAUGCUACAAAUAACCAAGGAACCGACUCACUGUGCAGAUCAAAUCUGUACUUCUACUGAAUUCCCCAAAUUACUGCGCAUUUUCUGAAAAUGGAAUAACUGCCUUGUUUCAAGCUGUAUCCAGGACUAUAAUGAACUAUUAUUGGUCUUUUUUUCUUUCUUUUUCAUUUUAGUGUCCACCACACAUAUGGAUUUCAUUGUACUUUGUAUUUCACUGGAAAAUUAAGAACUAUUUCAAGUUGUUUGUGAGAUAUUUUAUCUUUCUUGAUUUUCCAUGUCUUUAACCUAAUAACAAAAAAACAAACAAAAAAAAAAUAGGCUGUUGUUUGCAUUUAUAUUAUACUUUGUGGCUCUGUGUAAUCUUUACCUAAUUGAUCAUUCUGAUAUUUACUGAUUUGUUUUGUUGCUUAUCUUUCUGCUUAGCAGCAUUUUAACCAUACACAGUAACCAGAAGUAGGUUUUGUUCAGUGAUGUGUUUUUGUCAGUAGGUGUCGGGAUAUUUGUUCUGAAAGCUGGUGUGUGGAUUUCUGAUCUACAUUGUUUAUUUCAGUUACUGUUCUUGGCACUUACCAGUUCCUGAAAUGGUACUCAUAACACGUGGUUUAUAACACAUGCAUAGAAGCAUCGAAAUGUUACAGAUUUCUUUUUCUUUUUUUUCAAUUGAUUUUUCGGCCUUUUUUUUUCCGGUAUGGAAGUGAUUGCCUGUAUUAUUCUUAAUCAACUUUCAUUUUUGAGAAACUGAGGUAUUUGGCAGCUUUUCAUGGACUUAAUAUGACAACUGAAUAUCAGCAACAACUACAGCAGAUUUCUAUAGUCAGUACCUAAUGUAAAUCAAUAUUAUAAACCAUAAAAAUGGCUACUGUCAGUGGAUUUAGACGUUAUCAUUUGAACUUUUGUUUACUUUUACCACUGAGUCAGAAUCACAAAAAGAUACCUGAAUUCAUUUUCCUUUGCUGCUUCAGUUUAAAGCUUUGAAUGAGAAUAUAUCCAAGAUUUCCUUGAACCAGAUUAAAGUGAGAGUAUCAUUACUGGCCAUGGCUCUUUUUACCAUUUUAAUUUUAUCCUUAUUUUACACCCCCACCCUUGUUUCGUGCAUAAAUUAUUUAUACAUAAGAUUUCGUAUUUGUCUUAUUGUUUGUUUGUUUGCUGCUAAUUUUUCACAGCUUGGCACAAAUACAUGAUGAAAAGUACCCGCCUAAAUUUCAUGACAUUGAUCAAUAAAGCUGCUUAUGCUCAUUUGUUGCAUGUGUAACUGUCUGACAUUGGUUUUUUUUUUGUUUGUUUGUUUGUUUGUUUGUUUGUUUUUUAAAAUCUUUUUUUCCCUUUAAAUAAACAUUUUAAAAUGA